AAUGGUCUACGAGUGGACAGAUGCUUCAAGAUUGAAGCUAAUAAAACGAUUCGAAAAGAAAAGAAUAUUAUGGGAUUCCAAAAAUGCCGGCUAUAAAGAUAAGAAAGGAACGCACGAUGCUUGGGAAUUAAUUGCGAAAAAAUUUGGUUUGACUAAAGAACAAGUUGAGAACGAAAUGAUGCUUCUGCUGAGUAAAUAUGAAAAAGAAAAGGAUGCCGUCAAGGAUUCCAAAAAGAAUAACGAGAUUUGUCAAUCUCAAUGGCAUUUUUAUCAUUAUUUCGAUAAGGAUGGAUUUCUUGGAGGGAUAAAGGAUGACAGUGUUUACCAAACUAUUCAAGAACUAAAAGCCAAAGAAGUCAUGUAUAAGAAAUCGGUCCAGACUUCGAAUAAUGCAGAGCCUCCACCAGCGUCUCCAAUGAUUUACUCGCGAACUGCAGACGCCGUCCAUAAACCGUCGAUGGUUUUCCCAACAAUUGAGAUUUUACAACAUGAGGUGAUCCCUCCUCUCGUCCAGGACAAUUGUCAUUACUUCUGCAAACGUUUGGAAUCGAGAUUGAGAGAUUUGAAGCCGGAGAGCCAAAAGAAGGCCAUGAGACAGAUCGAUAUGAUGAUGUAUUUUGCUGAAGGAUUGUAGUAAUUCUGACUCCUGCUUCAGGCCUCUGAAAGAUAUAUGAGAUAUUGUAA
Messenger RNA from Ctenocephalides felis (cat flea), 684 nucleotides. RefSeq lists its product as uncharacterized. Lineage: Eukaryota; Metazoa; Arthropoda; Insecta; Siphonaptera; Pulicidae. The coding region runs from base 2 to 634 and encodes 210 amino acids. The record is from RefSeq and is a predicted model, not a curated record. The transcript has 2 exons.